AUGGCUACUAGAAUGAGCAUUGCAGAAGAGGGUGAUGACAACUCCCAUGGAGGAUCCUCCCCGCCCUUGGGCAGUGGUUCCAAUUUCGGUACCCAGAGUACCUCCCAGAAGGGUGCCACCUCAGAUACUCUGGUCAAUCCCAAUGGUGGCCCACAAAAGGAUGAUUUGGAGAAGUCAGAUUUGCCCACAGGUUCAUAUCCAACCAAGGACUACAAUAUGCAGGGCCUUGAUGAGGUAGUUGAUGUCAAGGCCGAAGCCUGGGAGCCCUUGUUGUUCCUGGUCAACAAAGGUGUCCCCAUUGUCAACUUAUGGUUCAGCAGUUUGGACCUUGUGAUCACGUUCACUGUGGACCAAAGAGCCAUCAGCUUUAAAUAUGAUCCCCAAUCAAUGGCUUGGCAUCAGCAACAGGUUUGGCUGCUUCUGCCUUCAUUCUUUCACCACCCAAACAUGGAUGAUACAGCCAUCAUCAGCACUCAUCCGGAUGCAUUCCUGACAGUCCAAUGGCUCAACAAGGACCAACUACACAUUGAGAGGGUCAGCAAUGGGCAGAAGUUCUGCUUGACUACUGAUGGAUCUUUUGCUGCACUCAUGACGCAGUAUGCCCAGACUCCAUAUUGCAAGGUAUUGGCUUGGUUCAUUGACACCACCCUCAUGGUCAUCAACUAUGACUUUGGUUGCAUUGAUUUCUACCAUGGUCUACCUGAAAUGUGUGAGGGCCCUAUGGAUGACAACUUAUCCCCGACAUGUCACAGCCAUUUGAAAGCACCUAUAUUUGCAGCCAAACUGGUUUUUGGAGAUGAAGGACCCCUCCUCACAGUGAAAUUGAACAUGUGCUUUUCAGUCUAUGUGAUCAGAGGGUUGGCAACCAGUCCAGUCCAGGGUGUGCAAGCCAGAAUAUCUUUGCAACAUGUUUGGACUGUGUACACCCAUGUGUCACCACCAGUGCCUGAGGUCUCCCACAUCACAGAUUUUGACCUUACUGAUGGCAGCAUUGAUAACAACUCUACAAUCACCCCAUAUGAUGCCACUGGUGUCAUAGUCACAUUGGAUGAGCACAAUCUGAUCCGUCAUCUGGAUUUUAUCAAAUUCCAUGGCAGAGCUAUCUACAUGGGUCGAAAGCAUUCCUGCCUAUGGAUCAAGGUCCCCUUUCACCUCCAUGUCAAGGACAUCCCAGAACCCAUCCCUGUGAACAAAUGGCAAAGUAGGCAUCCUGUUAUUGUCCAGGAUGACCAGGUAUUCUAUGUCCAUGAUGUACCUGCACUGCCAUCCUACAUUACCAAUUGUGGGUUGAACCAGUAUCUUGACAUGAAGACCUCAGUGCUGCUGGGAGAUGACUGGUAUCUCAAAUACGGUGCCUCACUCACACAAGUGACUCAGUUGGUACUGGUAUGGCCCAGCAAAGAUGCCUUUGUGUCUAUCAUCCUUGCCAAGCUUCCCGGUGGAGAUCAGUUCUUUAGAUUGGAGAGGACUUAUGAUGGAGGCUCUAUAUGGGAUAAUCUGGCCCUAGUGGCAUGGAAUGAGCCACAGUGGCAGAACUGUGUGGACACAUCACAUUUUUCUCCAACAGACAAUUCCCUGUGGGCAUUAGACUUUGACCAGUUGUCCACCAAGGACUGUGCAGAAAGUGAAUGCCAGUUGAUUGUUCAAGGUAUAAAAGGUCUUGACAAGGAUGAGGAAUUAGGCCCUCAAGCUCGGCUUGCAUGGAUAUGGUUGAGUUAUGGUGCCAUUGCACAAGCCAUCCCUUUACGUUAG
Dacryopinax primogenitus is the source of this 1752-nucleotide messenger RNA. RefSeq lists its product as uncharacterized. Lineage: Eukaryota; Fungi; Basidiomycota; Dacrymycetes; Dacrymycetales; Dacrymycetaceae. The record is from RefSeq and is a predicted model, not a curated record. The coding region runs from base 1 to 1752 and encodes 583 amino acids. The transcript has 7 exons.